AUUUCCUCUGUAAAGUGUGGAGCCAUGUGGCAGUUCCUCCGACUUUUAGCCAGACCACUGUGCAUGAGACUGAUAUACUCACUGGCAUCAUGAUCGUUUUAUAUGCUCUCCAAAAGGUUUGGUUUUAGAGAUGGCCUCUUACACAUGCAUUACAUGCCGAGUGGCCUUUGCAGAUCCUGAUGUCCAGAGAUCUCACUAUAAAACUGACUGGCACCGAUACAAUCUGAAGAGGAAGGUAGCUGACAUGCCCUCUGUCACAGCAGAAAAUUUCCAGGAACGUGUAUUGGCCCAGAGAGCUGUGGUAGAGGAGCAGAGUAAGGAGACAGCGACCUACUGUACAGUGUGCAGUAAGCGAUUUUCCACUUUCAAUGCAUACGAGAACCACCUCAAGUCCAAAAAGCAUUUGGACUUGGAGAAGAAGGCAGCCCAAGCUAUUACCAAGAAGGUGGAGAUGUUGAAUGAAAAGAAUUUGGAGAAGGGUCUGGUGCCCGACUGUGUGGAUAAAGAUGCCAUGAACACAGCCAUUCAACAAGCUAUUAAACCACAACCUUGUAUGUCUCCCAAGAAGAAGGCUAACACAGGGCAGGAAGGUGGCAUUGCUCCUUCUGCAGAAAAACAAGAAUCCCAUCCAAAGAUCAAACCUGAAAAGCCCCCUAGAUUGCAGUGGUAUGAGCAACAAGCCAAGAGGAUGCAGGAGGCUGAAAGUCAAGCAAUGGCUGAAAUAGCUGAGGUAGAAGAUGGAGGUUGGGAAGAUAUGGAUUCAGAAGAGGAGGAGGAGGAUGUUGACAGUGAUGAAGAAAUGGAGGAUGUUGUUGGUGGUGAAGAAGGGAGCUUGUCUACUGCAGAAAAUGUUUCGCUGCCUGGGGCAAUUCCUAUCACAGACUGCUUGUUCUGUGGUCACCACUCCCGGUCACUGAUGAAAAAUGUUGCUCACAUGACAAAGGUGCAUAGCUUCUUCAUUCCUGACAUUGAGUAUCUUCAGGACCUCCAGGGCUUAAUUGCUUAUUUGGGUGAGAAGAUCGGCGUGGGGAAGAUCUGCCUUUGGUGCAAUGAGAAGGGGAAGUCCUUUUACACAACAGAAUCAGUCCAGGCUCACAUGAAUGACAAGUCCCACUGCAAGCUCUUCACUGAUGGAGAUGCUGCUCUGGAGUUUGCAGACUUCUAUGACUUUAGGACUAGCUACCCAGACCAUAAAGAUGGGGAAGAUGUUGAGAUGCUUGAAAAAGAGUUACCUGGAGACAAAAAUAUGGAGUAUGAUGAAGACACCAUGGAACUAGUUCUGCCAUCAGGAGCAAGAGUAGGACAUCGUUCUCUAAUGAGGUACUACAAGCAGAACUUUGGUGUAUCCAGGGAACUGGUUGUUUCCAGAAACCAAAAGGCUGUGGGCCGAGUUUUACAGCAGUACAAAGCACUGGGAUGGACAGGUGGGACCGGUUCAUAUCUUCAGUGUGGCCGGGAUAUGAAGUAUAUCCAGAAGAUGAAGUCCAAAUGGAUGCUGAAGACUGGAAUGAGCAAUAAUGCAACUAAGCAAAUGCAUUUCCGAUGCCAAGUCAUGUUUUAAAGUGGUAAUGGUUUAUUACACUCAAGUGCAGUGUGUAUCAGUUUAAAC
Messenger RNA from Spea bombifrons (plains spadefoot toad), 1609 nucleotides. RefSeq names its product zinc finger protein 622 (gene ZNF622). Gene Ontology annotation, molecular function: nucleic acid binding; zinc ion binding. The record is from RefSeq and is a predicted model, not a curated record. NCBI's taxonomy places the organism in Eukaryota, Metazoa, Chordata, Amphibia, Anura, Pelobatidae. Gene Ontology annotation, biological process: ribosomal large subunit biogenesis. The transcript has 7 exons. Bases 131 to 1561 code for a protein of 476 amino acids. Gene Ontology annotation, cellular component: preribosome, large subunit precursor.